Molecule: messenger RNA, 7020 nt
Organism: Porites lobata
Lineage: Eukaryota; Metazoa; Cnidaria; Anthozoa; Scleractinia; Poritidae
Source: the annotation of a GenBank genome assembly
AUGUCUGGCUACAAGUUGUUCUACUUUCCAGUCCGCGGUGCAGGAGAAAAAUGUCGACUUGCAUUUGCGGCUGCAAAGAUUGAUUACGAGGAUAUUCGAUUGCCAGCCGAAGAAUGGCCAAAAGAGAAAGCGUGUAAGUAACGUAAACGUUCACCACAUUCCUAAAAAGCGCGCGACGGUUAUCUGUCGAUUCUUUUUAAUUCUGUAAUCUUAAAUAUGUGUUUAAAACGGAAUGCGAUCAAAGCCGACGGCAAAUACGCAUACAUUCGCUUGAUUUUCGAUCGGGUUUAAAGAUUUUAAUGAUGUGCGGGUCGCGAAUGCUGGAUUGGUAACUGAUUGAACUAAAAUUGCUUAGUCACGCUGACAUGUACAAGUGCGCUCACUCUUUUUUAAUUGUUUCCGCCGACCACAAGUGGUUCGGAGUGGUUUCGUAGACUGCUACGAAAGAAAGUUGGUCUUUAAAUAAUAAGAGUGACAUUUUUAAAAUCGACGACCUCCUCUAAUCUACAUUUCUUAUAGCUUCUGUGGCGGGAAAGUUACUCGUUUUCCGGGAAGGAACCUGGCUUUGAAUGUAAAAUAAUUCAACUUACAAUUAAAAAAAAAAACACUCCAGAUCUGAUGAUCAAAUUCUAGAUUUUAAUUGUAAAAAUUUUUUGUAGUGUACUGCUUUUUAGUCUUACCAAUAAAAUAUUAUUCAUUCCAUAAAACUUUGCUGUAAAUAGCCAAACAUGUUUUGUUCUGUACAGCAUGGAAUUGAUUGGUAAACAAGGCAGGCAUACUGUAUUUUUCCAGUUGAAGUUUGCAUGGUGAUCAUACAACUGUAAAUAUGGUCAGGCCCAUGAUACAGGACUUGUUUCGACGACAAGGCUUGACAUUUUUGUAAAUGCUUUACAAUUACAGCAUAUUAGUACUAUUGCAGUUCCCCGAAUGCUACCACUAAUAAUUGACUUUUGCAAAUAAGAACCUACCAAGAACCUAAUCAGCCUGUUUUUCUGUUGUUGUUGUUUUUCUUUUUUUAAUACUCAUUUAUUUACAAAACACAUGUUACAGUUACAAAAUUUUAAAGCUAAAAGAAAGUAGAUAACAAUAUUACAGAUUGGACCAAAAAUACAUAAAAACGAAAAAGAAUAAUACAGUAGUUCACUCAAUAACAUUACACCUGUUAAUUAACAGAUUAUUCCAGUAAGUUGGAUUCUUACUAUCUAAUUGAAGGAGGGGGUUUUUCGAAAUCAUACAAUCAUACCUCCAACUAAUUUUGGCCUUUAGCGACUAUCCUAUAUAUCCCAAAGAGAAAAAAAUAAGGAAAUUCGAAUUUUUGGGCGCGGUCGGACUGGUCGCAAAAUGUUCGUCAGAUUAUUUUUGUAAGGGAAUUAACCUGUCAUGCGUUUUAUACUUCAGCCUCCGACUGGGAUAUUUGGGGCAAACCUAUCCCACGUUAUGACACUAAUACAUUUAUUGUAUUGUAUUGUGUUGUAUGGUAUGGUAUUUAUGGUAUGGUAUCGUGUCGUGUCGUAUCGUAUCGUAUUGUACCCAUUAACCCCUCCUGGGAAGGAGCGUUGCGUAACGGAAGCCAUCGUUUAUUGCGUCUUGUGGCGUUGCUGCAAGCGUGAUAAACGUCGUGCCCCACCCUUAAAAAAGAAUAUUUUAAGAGACAGCUCACAGUCUGCAAUCUGGUAUCGAAUACACAUUGAUAUGAUCAGCUUUGCAGUCGUUUUUAUAAUGGCCUAGACGGUGAAGCCUCAUCCAAAAGGAGUACCUUUUCAGGUUUCAGGUAUAUGAAAAGGUAUGCAAAUCUGUCAUUUCGGCCUGUAAAAGGACGUUAAGGUCUAACAGACGCAUUUUAUGGCUGUAAAAGAGACAAGAAAACUUCCUGGUUUAGUGACAUAUUCGCCCAUAAAAAAUGGUGCAUUUACAGCAGUUCGCAAAAGAUGCAGGGGUACCAUUUUUCAGUUGAAAGGGAUGCCUUCUCAUUCAAAAAUAGUUUAUGUACUGAGAAUGAGGUGUUGGACCUUGGGGUGAAGCCUUGAAUGUCCCCUUCCCCUCGCCUCCCCCGGUAUUUAGCACAACUAGAGCUGCCAUUGACCUCUCUUAGAAGAAACCCCUACGUACUACUACUUUUUUGUUUCAGCUGGUAGACCACCUCUUGGUCAAAUGCCAUUCAUUGUGACUCCUGAGGGAAAAAUCCUGGCACAGUCUGGUACAAUUAUGAAGUACAUCUGCAAAAAAGGAGGUGAUGUAUUGAACGUAAUUUGUUAAUCAGCAUAUUGUUCCUGCCGUAGCCUGCGAUCAAGUUCGAGCCGCAAGAGACCGCGUGAGCGAGCGGCCCACCCCUCGCGCGCGCGUCUUCUCUCCCGUGACUUUUCGCGACUACCCCAAAAGGAGAGCUGGCUCGGCGGCUACCCCUGGCCCUUGUUGUUCAAACAUUGGAUAGCGCUAUCCAGCCGAUAAGUAUUGGGGAAACUAAUUGCACUAUCCACUGGAUUAUCCGAUGGAUAGCGCUCUCCAGCCUUUGAACAACCGAAGCCUGCUCAUUAGCCUCCCACGCAGACGUUUUUUGGAGCUUUGUUACGCGUUCUUUCUCCAAACGGAAAGCGAGGCCCUAAGAGCUUCUGCGUAGGAGGCUACCUGUCGAUAUAGUUUAUAAAAGUUUACUUUCAAGUUUAUUUUUUCCCCAUUCGAUUCAUUCAGUCAUUCAUUCAUCCAACCAUCUAUCCAUCUAUCCAUCCAACCAUCCGUCCGUCCGUCCGUCCGUCCGUCCGUCCGUCCGUCCGUCCAUCCAUCCAUCCAUCCAUGCAUCAAACUGUCCGUUCGUUCGUUCGUUUGUUCGUUUGUUCAUCAUUCUUCCAUUCUCUCUUUUCUUUCUUUCUUUCUUUCUUUCUUUCUUUUUCUCUUUUCUUUUCUUUUUUUCUCUUAUUCCUUGUCUCCGUGUCUUUUUUUCCCCGUUUCAUUCUCUCCUUCCUACUAUUCCUUCUUUUCCUUUCUUUCUUUCUUUCUUUUUUCUUCUUACUUUUUAUUAGUUAAGAAGGCGUUUGCUGGAUUAGCUUUAAUUUUUAUUUAUGGUCAUUAGGUUUGUGCCCAGCUGACAGUUUUGAUGAAGCGACAGCGGAUAUGAUAAGUGAUGGAGUCGUCGAUUUAUUUCAGCAAUUGAUCAAGACAUACUAUGAGAAAGACGAAACCAAGAAGGUAAUGCGAAAGUUAAUGUCUGUUUCAGUACCCCACAUACAGAGCCUGUCAGGCUUUACUCCUGAGAUUGCAAAUCAGUCUGUCUUUUUCUUUAAAUCGGUUUUGCAAAGCGCUUCGUGCGAUAUUAGGGAGUUUGAGCAACGACGUUUUUGAGCGACGCGCGUCAACCGGAAGUGAACUUUUUGCAAUGUUGGGUCGUGAUUUUUAACAAAGUUUCUAGCAGAUCGUGUCUAUCAGAAUAAAGACACUGAGCAAUACAAAUUAGGUAGCAUCGAGGUAUAUUAAAAGGGAAAAGGACUUACUUCCGGUGAAGUAAGUUGCUUAAACUCUCUAUUUUCGAGCGACGCGCGUGGACCGUGCAUGCUCCUAGGGCGUGUGUGGCGAGACUGUCCCCAGUCUCACUCUCCGUUUUCACCCUCACUCCAGGCCUAUCCUUUGACCGCUCGUGCGCGCGCGUUCUUAACCUAGGCAAAAAUAGGGGUUGUUUUGCAGUCUAGAUUUACUCAAGACGCCAGUUCCGACCCUCAGCGCCAGACAAUGCUUAAUUUGCUGAGGUGAGAAUUGAACAAGGUCUUAAGGGUUUUUUCGGGAUCCGGGAUUGACCAACAUACGGUGCGGGAUUCGGGAAAACGCAAAAUAUCUUGACGGGAAACAGGAUUUUACAGCUACCCUGGAAGCGGGAUUCGCCAAAAUUUAAGCACGGGAUGCGGGAUGUUUUUGCCUGUAUGUUGUAAAUUUGGGAAAUCAUGCGUUUGAGCGGCAAAUGCGAAUCAACCGGACCGGUGCGUGUUGAGUAUUGUCACCUUUCAAACCAAACUAUAAAGUGUGAGGAAUUCGGGAAAGCGAUAUGGAAAAAGAAUAGCGGGAUGCAGGAUUUUCUUAAAAAACGAGCGUUUGUGUGGGAUCAGGACCGCCUUUUGUACCGUGAUUGACGAAUUGAUUGACGUAAAAUACUUGUCUAAAAAAACAUGUUUCACAUGAUUGCAUUAGCGUGGCCUGAAAAAGUAUAAAGAAGGCAUAUAAAUUGAAGCCAGGACUGUGUGAGGUAUACUUACAACUUCGUUAGUUGUCUCUGUUCUAAGGAAACGCUUUAAAGUUGUUUUCAAGUAGUCAUUCUAAGAAGAAAGACCGUGCGUUUGGAAGUAUUGGCAAUAAUGUUUUUUCCCAACUGUAAAAACCGCCUUGUGGCGUUGUUCAACCCCUUACCCGCGUUUAACCAGCUUUGACGGAAAAGGUACCCCUUUCGUAUACCUUAUAUUGAAAAAUCGUAUCCCUUUUAACUGCUGUAAAGGCACUGUCUUUGAAAACUGCUAAAUCACAAACCACAACGUUUUCUCGUUUUUUUUGAACGCCCAAAAAUUUCAUCUGUUUGCCCUUUUGGACCUUUUUACUUCCAAAAAUGACAUUCGUCUCUACCCUUCCAUGUGCUUCAACUAAUGAAAUCCCUCCUCUUUCAUAAACCUGAAGCCUGAGAAAAGCACCCCUUUCGGGCGGAGCAGGUCAUUAUAGGGAGUUUCCCCCCUGACCUUAAGUGGAGUCUUCCCAUUGCCAGUUCAUCCGUAUACAGGGAGCUUCGACAUGUACUUCUCAGUUUUGUUCCGUGUACAAUCCUGUGGGUUUAAUUUACUUUUUCCCGUUUCCCAGAAUUUAGUUUCAUUGAUGACCUGCUUAUUGUUUUCCUUAAAUGAAGGAAGAGCUGAAAAAAGAGUUCUAUGGAACGACGCUUCCUCCCCGACUCGAGAAAUUUGAAGCUCUUCUCAAAAACAGGGAUGAAGGCAAGGGCUUCUUUCUGGGCGAAAAGGUGAGAUACAGUAAUGCGCAAAUUAAGCAUAGCAAGGGGAUUAGACCUGCUUAGAACACUAACGAGUAUAGAGCGUUUUCACUCACGUGGUCAGCAAAACUAAAGAAAUGUUUUACGUAAGAAAAGAGUUCAACUUCCACAGGACUGGUUUGGAACACCAGAAACGAUCUAUAGUAAUUAAGUCAUAAAUAAAACGAUGAUAGCCUUCAAAUUCAGCCAUCUGUCAUCGUUCUUGCCACUAGGGAUGUCUCAAGCGGUGAUCGAGAAGCGAGAAGAGACGCCUUUAUCUGCAGGCUAAAACGAUGACCGCUCCCUGAGCCUUCACCCCGUCCCAAAAAAAGUAUUUUCAAAAAAUUUUAAAAUAUAGCAACGUCGGCACAUUUUGCAUGGUACUGAGCACUAUGACCUCUUAGCGUGACGUCUUCCCUUCUGUUACUGUGUAAAUUUGGUGCGCGUCAGAGGUUUGAUCAGCGAUUUCUUUAAAUGGAGAGUGCUAUGACAGUGACGGCAACAAAAACGUCAAAAAACUAAUGGGUUCAUUGAAUAGUCACGGCAACAACUCUGCUAAGACGCGUCUUAUUUUAAAACAGCCCUUAACACCUGUUCUUAGAAAAACUUCGUAUAAAUGACCUUCGCGUCUUAAAUAAGACGCGAACGCAUAGUACGUAUGCGUUAAUUUUUGGCGGGAAAAUUUUCGCUUGUCCCAGGGCGGACUGGCAGGCUACUGGCAGGGAAAAAGUAUUACAUAUUUCAACGCGUUUUCGUUUCCUUGGGUUGCCAUCUAUUCUAAGACUUUUAAGCUUUAUCCGUUUCUAAAUUCGCUCAUGUACAAUGAGCACGCCGACAAAGGCAAACGAAACACGUGGUCCACCGCUGAAGCCAAGGAUUCUUUGUUGUUAUGCAAGGAGAGGGCAAUAGCAGAUCUCGAGGACAAAUGUUGGAUUGCCGUUGCUACGGGCAACAUUCACAUGAAAACGAGUCAAGAACAGAAAUAAGACUCGAACCAUAUUUAUACGAGCUGUUUUCGUCUAAGAUAAGACCUGCUCGUACAAGUGGUACAGUUCGCGUCUUAUGUAAGACGCGUCUUAUUUUUCCUCGUAUAAAUGGCCCUAGUAUGUGCGGUUACACGGGACAUUUUUUUAUUUACCAUGGUAAAUGACCCUUUUAUCGUGGGAAAUUACCUCGGUGCGUGUGACCGGACUUUCCCGAGAUAAAUUUACCGUGGGAAAUAUCCAUGGUUACGUCAAAAAUAGCAAAGAAACCGCUUAUAACAUUAAACUUGGUAAAAAGCAAGGGUUUUUCGAUACCCAAGGCAAAACAGCCAAUCAGAUUUCUUCAACAUGAAACCCCCCAAAAUUGCUUUUUUAAAACGGGUUUCUUUCGCACUGUUGAGAGAAAGAUCAAUGGUGACAUGGCAGAUUUCACCUUAAGAUGAAAGAAACAAGGAAAUUUUGAGGCAAAAUUUUGAACUGGUUUGUUGGGAUAGAUCGAACUGUUGGAUGCAGCUGAACUGUAAAAUCGAACUAUAUACCUUCGCUAAAUUAUCAUGAAUAACAUACCAGUUGAAAAUUAUAGGUAAAUUUUCAACAUAACAUAAAAUACUGCCAUUGUCGACAGCGGUUAUUACCGUAAUUGCGCGAAUGAAGCCGUAAACUGAAAGCGGCUUAAUUACCUUAAUGGCAACUAAACUAAACCCACGUUAAAUUUACCACGGCUUCGUUAACGUGGGAAAUGCCUUUUACCAUGGUUUGUGUAUACGCAUCUAUUACCUGAGGCUUGCAGCACACACUCUGAAGAAAGGUUACCCCAAUCCUACGCCCCUAGCGUAACUGCGAUUUUUUUCUGUUUCUUAUCUGCAGCUGAGCUAUGCCGACAUCACUUUCUUUGACUUCUUUAACAGCUUCCAUGCGAAGGGUAAAGAGGAUGUUCCUGGGGAACUUGAGAAGUUCCCGCUCUUGGUUGAGCAUUAUAAGCGGGUGUUAAACGUGCCCGAAAUAAAUGAGUGGGUAAAGAAACGCCCUGUAACCGAAUUCUAA